This is a messenger RNA of Planococcus citri (citrus mealybug), 954 nucleotides long. RefSeq lists its product as uncharacterized. The coding region runs from base 216 to 764 and encodes 182 amino acids. NCBI's taxonomy places the organism in Eukaryota, Metazoa, Arthropoda, Insecta, Hemiptera, Pseudococcidae. The record is from RefSeq and is a predicted model, not a curated record. The transcript is spliced from 4 exons.
UAUUUAGUUUGUAUCUUUCUUUAGUUUGUGAAUUACUGAGGUCAGGGUCAUUCUUUGAGCUGAUAGCUGAUAGUCAAAUUGCAUUAUUGAUAACACACCAUAACAAACACAUCUCACUCGAUUCUAAUUUCUAAUUUCUACCUAUUCUUGUUCAAUUAAUUUUAAAAUUUUCGGUAUUCUGUAGCAGUUUAUAGUUUAGUCUAACAUUAAAUUCAAUGCUAACUUUAACGAAAUCCUGCUGGUUUUCCCGCCAAAAGGUCGUCAUGUCGAAAAGACCUCAUAACUCAGAUCAUCGCAAGCAGAAGAAAAGAAGAAAAGAAACAUCAUUCUCUAUAGACAAAGAAGAACUCUGUCGAAAGGCCAGUGAACUGCUGGUACACAGUCGAAGAAUUGUAACGUUAAAGAUGAUCGAGAAAUUAAUAACUGCUAUGGUUACAUUUUUUAGGGAUCGCGAUUGGAUGGAAACUAGUUCCUCAGAGAGUUCUACAAACGAUACCAUGGAGAGCCAAAAAUGCAGUAGCGUCGACCAGAUGGGAGAGGAUGACGAUAAAAAACGGCCAAGCAAUUUACUAGACGAAGAACAUAAUAGUAUGUUGAAAAAACUCGAAGAUUACAAUAGAUGGUUGAUAAAUGGAGAAGAAGCGCACGACCUUUCCAGCGACGAUCGAGUUCAACUAAGCACUGAGUUGUGUUACAUGAUCCGCAACUGUACUGAUUAUAAACUGCUACAAAUUAUCGCAGCUGUGAUAAUGUACCUCGAGUGAAAGUCUGAUUCGCUUUAAUCAAAAGUACGAAGACUAGUUCGAAAAUUAAUUUCUUAAUAAUGACUUUUUUUUUAUAUUGUGAUGAAAUAAUUUACGUGUUCCUUUUAAAGUGUAUUUUCCCCAUUUUCUAAUAGUGAUAUUUUUUUAUUCGAAUAUAAAGUUAAUUUCACAUUUUUUUACAUAGUCAGAA